CUGUACCGUUAUCAGUUGCAUGCUGAGAGUCUCUCUCUCACUGUCAUGCGCUUACGAAGAGCUUUCCGCGGCAAAGCUCGCUCUUGGAGAGAGUGCCACGCUGCUGAAAGGUCCUUGCUGCUGCCUGCUGCUGCUGUAUUGUCAAAAAUUUUCACUUAACAAUCAGUCAAGUUUAUCGUGGCGCCUUAGUUUAGUUGAAAGAAAAUUCGCGCUGCGCAACGCGUCCGGACAUCGCUGGGGCAGCCCCAGCAGCAGCAGCAGCAGAAAAAAAGUGAACACAACGAACCAGAAAUUGGAAAAGGAAUAAUUAGUGAUAAUCAAAAAAAGAAAAGUAUCCGCAUAGUCGAAAUAUCCCCAUUCGUCUCCUUCGGAUUCUGCUGUUUGAGUUUGAGCUUGGCAUUGCUUCUAUUUACCCAUGCGUCGUGUCGUUUCGUCUCCCAGUUUCCAGACCCCGGCAUAAAUAAAUAAAGACACAAAGCGGCAAACGGAAAUGGAUGUGCCUCAUUCAUAAACCAGAGCCUGGACAGGUCGGGUCGGGUGCGCUGAUCAACGAAAAGUAAAACAAAAGCCCACUAGCAACUGCAAAAACCUCGCAUAAAAAAAAGGAGCGGACGCAACCAUGCCGGAGGAGAAGGAAAUGUCCGGAAAUAAUCUGGAAAACGGACAGGCCAUGGCCACGGCUACGGCUACGGCCACGGCCAACUCAACGCCAAGCAGGUCCAAGCAACAGCGCCAGAAGACGCCCACAAGGCGGCGUCCCCAUGAUAGUGAUGUGGUCGCUGGAGGCGUUGGCAUCACCGGCGGCGGCGUGGUCAUCCUGCCGCAGCAUGUGCUCAACGAACUCUAUCACAACUACUCCAUUAAGCAGCGGCGGAGCGGCCUCAAGUGGUUCCUGUUCGCCGCCGUUCUCUUCAAUGUCUGGACCAUUUGCAUACCCUGGGAUCAGGCAAUACCCACAAGAGUUGUAAACUGUUGCAUGCUGGUGGCCUAUUUGGCCCUAACGGCCCUGAUGCACAUCGGGCGACGCUCGGAGCAGCCUUCACUGAGACGUUUCCAUCUAACAUUCCUGACGAUUAUGCCGCGGGCUCUUUGGUUCCUGUCCGUGCUCCACUUUGCCGCCUAUGUGAUGCUGCAGCCCAGCUUCUCUCCAAGGGAUGUACUGGGCUGGGCCAUCUUGCUAAACUUCCUGAUCUAUGUGACGCUGCCGCUUCCUCUGAUUUUCCUUGGUCUGGUGAUUGGCUUCUGCACGUACUUCAAUUGCCUGAGCCUCCCCGUUGGCUUCUCUCGUCCUGAUCCUCUCAUCUCGGAUCAGGCGGCGGCCAAUGCAGUUCUGAUAGCCACCGCCGCCUUGAUCGGUCUACUGUAUUACUUUAUGGGCGAGGCCAAGCAGAAGCGAGCCUUUUUGGAGGCCAAAAAGAGUCUGGAGGUGAAAAUGGUCAUCGAGGAACAGUCCGCCGAACAGGAACGUUUACUGUUGUCUGUGCUGCCCAAGCAUGUGGCUAUCAAAAUGCGCGAGGACCUGGGCUCAUCCAGUUCGGAGGCAUUCAAAAAGAUAUACAUGAGUCGACACGAGAAUGUGAGCAUACUAUAUGCGGAUAUAGUGGGCUUUACCGCCAUCUCCUCGACAUAUAGCGCUCAAGACUUGGUUAAAAUGCUUAACGAGCUCUUCGCACGCUUCGAUAGGCUCGCCGAGAAAUAUCAACAAUUGCGCAUUAAGAUUCUGGGCGAUUGCUAUUAUUGCAUUAGCGGUGCCCCCGACGAGCGACCGGAUCAUGCGGUUAUGUGUGUGCACAUGGGACUCUCUAUGGUGAAGGCCAUCAAGUAUGUGCAGCAGAAGGCCAAUUCACCUGUUGAUAUGCGUGUUGGCAUACACACGGGCGCUGUGCUGGCAGGGAUACUCGGCCAGCGGCAAUGGCAGUUUGAUGUCUACUCCAAGGACGUUGAGCUGGCUAAUAAAAUGGAAUCCAGCGGCAUGGCGGGACGCGUUCACAUUUCGGACAAAACUUUGGCCUUCCUCAACGGGGAGUUUGAGGUGGAGCCCGCCUUUGGCGAAAAGCGGGAGGAGCUAUUGCGCAUAGCCGGAUUGAAGACCUUCUUCAUAACCAAGGUGGUUAAGCCGUUUGCGUCGCCCUGUGCCAAGAAAAUCAACGAAACGCAAGCCGAAAACUCACAACUUAGCCCCAAUGGAUCCACCACCGAUGUCGUUUCCGGUGGCGGAGAGGACAACGAUGCCACGCUGGACGAUGAGGAACUGCUGGCCCAGAGUGCCACCACGAAUGGCCACCAAACAGCCGAGGCAGAGGAUGAGGAGGAACAGGUCAAGCUGGAGAACUUUAAGCAGCGCUUGAAAGACGAGCUCGUCACUCGAGAUGGGCAUGAGAACCUCACCAAGGACACCAACAUAUUCCUGCGCUUCAAGAACCCACAAUUGGAGCAAUCAUAUGCCGUGUACCGAGAGCCGUACAGCUCCCUGCCGCUGCUGGCGGCACUCCUGGUGCAGUGCAUCGACGUGCUGUACUCCUACUUGGUGCUGCCCCGCUCCACGCUGCAUUUCAUCAAUAUAGCGGCGCCACUGGUGCCCAUUGCCAUGCUGGUGGUGAUCAGCAUUGCCGAGAGCUUCAGCGGCAUGCUGCCCAAGUUCUUUGUGGACGUGAGCAAGCGCUUCAAUGACAUUACCUUCGUGCGGGAACUGGCGGCCAUAAUUAUCGCCCUCACCAUUGGCCUGAGCAAUGUCAUCGACAUGUUCUUCUUCGUCACCUUCGUGCGCACCGAGCACAUUGUGAGCGAAAGCGAAUUCAAUGCCACGGCUGGUCUGGGUCUGGGACUGGGACUGGGUCUGGAGGCCGAUGUGGAUGUGGAUGUGGCCGGCGCGGAGGCGGUCACCGCCGAGCACCUGCUGCCCGAAUCGUUUGUGGAGCAAAUGCGCGAUGCAGUACCCACAGAACGUGUCCUAUAUCCGUCCUAUUUGAGCAAUUUCGGUGUCCUAAUAUUGAUUGCGAUUGCCGUGAUUGCUCAGCUCACGCAUCUGACUAAAAUACUCCUAUUAUUGUCCAUUGCGGCUUUGCAUUGCUACUUCAACAUAUUCAUCAUGCAGGACCUGUAUGCCUUGGAGGAUGACCUGGCACAUCAGCCCAUCAUAUCCUCACGAUACUGUGCCUCUGGUCUUCUGCUGGUGGCAGCCCUAGCUCUGAGCACCUUGGCCCGACAUAUGGAUCACGAGGAUCGGGUGAUCUUCAAAUGGAAAACCGAGGUGGCGGAACAGAAAGAGACCGCCAACGAUAUGCGGCAGCGUAACGAGGCCUUGGUGUACAAUGUUUUACCCGUUCAUGUUGCUGAACAUUUCAUGAAGAAUACCAAGCGAUCGCAUGAUGAUCUCUACUCUCAGAGCUAUUCCGAGGUGGGAGUAUUAUUUGCCAGCAUGCCAAACUUUUCAGAUUUCUAUUCGGAGGAAACCGUGAAUAAUCAGGGUCUGGAGUGUCUACGUUUUCUAAAUGAAGUUAUCUCUGAUUUUGAUGCGUUAUUGGAACUGCCACAGUUCCAGGAUAUCAUCAAAAUCAAGACGAUUGGCUCGACUUAUAUGGCCGCCAGUGGCAUAAAUCUUCAGCGGAAUCUUCGCUCGGAUGCUUCCAUCACCGAACGCUGGGCCCAGUUGGCCGUGCUCGUCGAAUUCGCAUUGGAACUCACGCACACUCUGCAAGGCAUUAACGAGCAGUCCUUCAAUCACUUUGUCCUCAAGAUGGGCAUAAAUCACGGGCCCAUAACCGCUGGUGUGAUCGGUGCUAGGAAGCCGCACUAUGAUAUCUGGGGCAAUACGGUGAAUGUGGCAUCCCGCAUGGAGAGCACUGGCAAGGCCGGCGCCAUUCAGGUCACCGAGGAAACGUGCAACAUUCUCCAGAAGUUUGGCUAUACAUUUCAGCAACGUGGCCUGGUGUCUGUCAAGGGCAAGGGCCAAUUGAUGACCUACUAUUUGCAGGGCAAGUCUAAGCCUUGUGCAGAGCCUGAAGCCACUCCGGCAGCCAUUGAGCUACAUGAUACUCUGGAUUCCACCACGGAGCUGGACAUCUCGGACAUCAAGACGCCCCUGCUCAAGCUGAAGGGCCAGGAGGCGCCAGCGGCGGGGGAGAGUGAACAGAGUGGGCCGGCGCCCAGUCUUGGCAAUGGCAGUGUCGGCCAAGUGGGAGAAUCUCAAUCUUUAUUGGAAUAAUUUGCGACUUUUUUUCUUAGAUUUAUAUUUUAAUUUGCAUUUCCAUUUAGACUGUGUGCGAGUGUAUCUAUGAGUGUGUGCUUGUGUGCCUGUGUGAGUGUGGCUGAGUGUCUGUGUGGAUUAUACUGUUAUACAACUGUUAUUGCUAUACAUUUGGUUUUGCCUCCGUAUUCGUGUGAUAUUCUAUAGAAAAAACCAUUCUAAUUUAGUUAAAAUUAUAAAUUUGCUUUCAAAAAGUUUGUAAACUGUGUACCUAAGAAAACAAAACGAUAAUGUAUAACUUUUAAAUAUAUAUUUAACUAUGGCUAAGUACUUUUAA
This is a messenger RNA of Drosophila persimilis, 4523 nucleotides long. RefSeq names its product adenylate cyclase type 3 (gene Ac3). The coding region runs from base 620 to 4204 and encodes 1194 amino acids. Gene Ontology annotation, biological process: intracellular signal transduction; adenylate cyclase-activating G protein-coupled receptor signaling pathway; cAMP biosynthetic process. Gene Ontology annotation, cellular component: plasma membrane. NCBI's taxonomy places the organism in Eukaryota, Metazoa, Arthropoda, Insecta, Diptera, Drosophilidae. Gene Ontology annotation, molecular function: adenylate cyclase activity. The record is from RefSeq and is a predicted model, not a curated record. The transcript is spliced from 18 exons.